AUGGCAUAUUCCGACGUCCUUCUUCCUGGGGAUGAGGUCCCCCAAGAGCAGCUCCCUUCGAAUCCUAAGAAAGCCCUCUCAAUUGGCCCUGGCCUUCGACAUAUUCCUCCCUCUACCAUUUCGGCCACCUCAGUGGGAGCGCUCAAUGUCGACUGGAGACGGAAUGCAGCAUGGAUGGAUGUCAAUGGUGGACGUUAUCUCCCGUCAACCAACGAUCCCAUAAUAGUUCGUGUUACUGGUUCGUCGGGCGAAGCAUUCAACUGCCAGAUCACACCGUAUACGUCCUAUGCUGCUCUACCGCACCUCUCAUUCCAGGAUGCAACGAAAAAGACGCGCCCCCAACUUGCCAAUGGAGCUCUGGUUUAUGCGCGCAUUGCGACCCCCGCCGCUCACUUACUCCAUAUCGACCCGGAACUGACAUGUAUCGAUCCCUCGACCGGAAAAUCGGAAGGGUUAGGACCGUUGAAAGGCGGCAUGUUAUUCAAGAUUAGUCUUGGCAUGGCGAGGCGAUUGCUCAUGACCAGUAAGAGGGCUAAGGAAGAUGCAAAGAUUAUAAUCCUGGAUCGGUUGGGAGAGAAGUGGGGAUUUGAAGUUGCGGUCGGUAGGAAUGGAUAUCUGUGGGUGGACGCGAAUGAUAUUCAAAGGACAAUGGCUGUUGGAAGAGCCAUUACAGAAGUCGAUGAGCAGGGCUUGGUAGUUCAAGAGCAGGAAGCGCUUGCGCAGAAAGUAUUGAAACAAGGCUGA
Molecule: messenger RNA, 744 nt
Organism: Eremomyces bilateralis CBS 781.70
Lineage: Eukaryota; Fungi; Ascomycota; Dothideomycetes; Eremomycetales; Eremomycetaceae
Exons: 2
Coding region: 1-744 (247 amino acids)
Biological process (GO): exonucleolytic trimming to generate mature 3'-end of 5.8S rRNA from tricistronic rRNA transcript (SSU-rRNA, 5.8S rRNA, LSU-rRNA); U4 snRNA 3'-end processing; poly(A)-dependent snoRNA 3'-end processing
Cellular component (GO): nuclear exosome (RNase complex); cytoplasmic exosome (RNase complex)
Molecular function (GO): RNA binding
Source: RefSeq, a predicted model, not a curated record